Messenger RNA from Stylonychia lemnae, 1356 nucleotides. The record is from the annotation of a GenBank genome assembly. Lineage: Eukaryota; Ciliophora; Spirotrichea; Sporadotrichida; Oxytrichidae.
AUGGACUAGAGUGGAUUUGGCAAACUAGGUUUUUAUAACCUUGCCUUGGUCUCAAUUUUCUGUUCAAUAGGAGGGCUUUUUUCAACCUCUAUCAAUGCAAAGCUUGGAGUUAAUGUAAGUUUAUUCCUCGGUGCUAUUUUUGACGGCUUAUGGAUUUUAUGCUCGCUUUUACCAACAAUGAGAAAUCAAAUCACAGAUUAAGAAGAACUUAAUAACAGUGUGAUCUUUUCGAAAUAAUUCAUUUAUCCAGUCAUGCUAUUUGCUUCUUGUGUAUGUGGCCUCACAACUGGACUACUGUGGACAUCAUAGGGUGUAUAUAUUUCUUAAUGUGCUACAGAGGAAAACAAAGGCUUUUACUUUGGUUAUUUCUGGACGAUGUAUACUCUAUCAUAAGUAUUUGGCAAUUUGAUUGCAGCAUUAGUAAUAGGAAAUACCAAUCAGGUUACUUAUUUUAUAGUUAUGGCUUCGAUUGCAUUGGCAUCGAGUUUGCUUUUCAUUACCUUGAGAAAACCUACUUUGUAAAAUUAAGAACAAUUGAGUCUUAGUGACUUGGUAAUUGAAGCAAAUGCUAAUUAAAAAUAAAUAUAAACUGCAGAUAGUGGAAUAGUUGACCUUCAAGGAAUGAGUUAAACUCAAAAUAGCUCAAUCUCAAACAAUAUGAUAUAAAAGACUUCAGAGGUAUCAAUAUACUAGAAUGCAAUGAGUAUUCUGAAAUUUAUGGUAUCUCCUAGAAUGAGGUACUUUAUUCUCGAGAUAGGCUGGACAGGAUUUAGUAUAUCUUAUUUCUCAGGAAUGCUAGUACUUAUUAUGACAGAUUCUAUGGGAGCAGAUGAGAGUGAGAGUUUAAAAAGCUAUGAGAAAGCUUUAUUUGCAAUGGUCGCUCUAGGAGUAGGUGAGGUAGUUGGCAGUUAGCUUGUUGGUUAGAUAGUUGAUAAAGUUAAUAGUAAAGUUGCUGUAAUUUUCAAUCUGGUUGUUCUAGUGUUGAUGCUAAUAGUAACAUUUAUAUACCUGAUUAUUUAUGAGUUUUCUUGGUUGGCUUUUGUUAUGACUUUCCUGUGGGGAGUUCAAGAUGCUGCAGUAAAUACACAUUGUAUGGAAAUGCUUGGUUUUGAAUUUGAUGAUAAUUCUGAAGCUUUUGCAGUCUUUGCAAUGUUUUAAGGGAUUAUAUGUUUCUUUGUAUAACUUGUUCAGUCUUUAGUUAUUGACCGAACUGGCUUUAUUAUCUAUACUAGUGUUUUCGGUAUUAUAGGAGUAAUAUCGAUUGGCCUUACAUAUUUCUUUGAUUUCAAGGAAAAGAAGGCUUAAGACUCCUAAAGAGUAAGAGAGUAUACACUAAUCGAAUAAAAACAAAAUUGA